Molecule: messenger RNA, 3185 nt
Organism: Daldinia loculata
Lineage: Eukaryota; Fungi; Ascomycota; Sordariomycetes; Xylariales; Hypoxylaceae
Product: phosphatidylinositol 3 and 4-kinase-domain-containing protein
Exons: 3
Coding region: 305-2605 (766 amino acids)
Biological process (GO): phosphatidylinositol phosphate biosynthetic process; endosome organization; Golgi organization
Cellular component (GO): plasma membrane; fungal-type vacuole membrane; endosome
Molecular function (GO): 1-phosphatidylinositol 4-kinase activity
Source: RefSeq, a predicted model, not a curated record
UUUUUUUUUUCUACGUCGAGAUACUAGGCGUUGUCGUGUUUUUUUUUUAAAAAGUCCCUCUUUGCUACUAUUUCCAUUCUUUAGCCCCAUAGUUGGCAAAGCCGCCAACGUCAGGUAUUGGUUACCUAUUAAUUAGAUACGAGACAAAUCAGGGGCAGGACCAAAGCAAGCCUAACAUACAAUUUUGACCUUAUCUUUUGUUAAUAGAAUGCGAUAAUUUCCAAGGGACUAGACCACAGACCAGACCACAGACCCAACCCUUUUUAAUCCACAUACAUUGUAUCUACCCAGCAUCCGCCCAGCCAUGCCUCCAAGUCGCCCGGCUACGACCGGCUACGAACGCCUGGCCCAGGCUGAUCAGUUUAGCGACGACGAUUCCGAAGAUGAUCCCUUAGCCCAGAGCUCCGCAUCGCUUCAACCUCAAUCUGCUCCUCGCUAUGCGCCCCUCACACAACCAAGGCCUCACUCGGGCAUGACGUCGCCGAAGGCACUUACGAAACUCAAGUAUCAGACAAGGCGAAUGCGAAGCAACUCGGGUGUUGACCUCAAAGCCAUCAACGCUCGUCUAGAACGAUGGGCCGACGAAAUCGCAUCAAAGUUCAAAAGGGGGAAGGGGAGGGGCAAUUUAGGUGAAGAGGAGCGCCUCGAAAUCCAUUACAGCGUCUUCCAACCCCCUCCGGGUGUCCGACCCGCGACCCCCGAGACGCUUGCCGCCAUGCCCAAGCCCGCCAUGUCUAAGGCCGAGUUCGAAGCUAUCGUCGAGAGCGUGCAAGUCGCCAUUGACCAAGGUAUGCAUCCGAGUUUGAUUACGCAAGGUAGCUCAGGGAGUUAUUUUGCGCGGAAUACCGACGGUAAGAUUGUUGGUGUGUUCAAGCCCAAGGAUGAAGAACCAUACGCUGCCGGAAACCCGAAAUGGAACAAGUGGAUUCAUCGAAAUUUAUUUCCUUGCUGUUUUGGUCGAGCAUGUCUAAUACCCAAUCUCUCAUACGUGAGCGAGGCAGCAGCGUACGUUCUUGAUUGCCAACUCCGUACCCACAUAGUCCCUUAUACCGAUGUUAUCUGGCUAUCAUCUAAGUCGUUUCACUAUCCGUAUUGGGAUCGCCGGAGCUUUUAUAGGAAGAGGAAGCCUCUUCCAGCAAAGCCAGGGAGUUUUCAGGUAUUCCUUAAGGGGUUUAAAGAUGCCAACGUCUUCCUAAGGGAAAACCCCUGGCCGGACCAGUAUUGGACUAGUUUUCGCUCAAACGACACUCACCGACAUAAGCAAAGAAGGUGGGCAGAAAACUGUCGACCGUCCAGUAGAGCUCCUCGUGAUGCCGACAGUGAGAGCGAAGAUGAACGCAAUGGCCCUGAACAACAGCCUCUUGGACCCGGCAACUUUAGGUGGACUGAGUCGCUGAAGCAGUCGUUCCGGGAAGAGCUCGAAAAGCUUGUCAUUUUAGAUUACAUCAUGCGGAAUACGGAUAGAGGUCUCGACAAUUGGAUGGUCAAAGUUGAUUGGGAAACCCAAGCAGUCUCGAUUACUUCCGAACCUCCACAACUUAACAUGGAUGUAGGAGAAGAAGACGACGAACAACCUGCAAGACCUGUACAUUUACCAGUGAGAGGAAACUCAAGAAGUCCUAACCCCUAUAAAGCCCAAAAGCCUAUGAAUGCAACGGGUACAAGCACGAGCACGAGCAAGAACCCUGAUCCUAAGAUCUCCCUUGGAGCGAUUGACAACUCAUUAUCAUGGCCGUGGAAACACCCGGACGCAUGGCGAAGUUUCCCUUUUGGCUGGCUUUUCCUACCUGUUGAUCUUAUUGGGCGACCUUUCUCCCAGAAAACGCGGGAUCACUUCCUACCUCUUCUUACUUCUACGCAAUGGUGGAGCCAGACUUCGCUCGAGCUACGAAAGGUAUUCCAAAUCGACCCCGACUUUCAGGAGAAGAUGUUCUCCCGGCAGAUGGCCGUAAUGAAGGGACAGGCUUGGAACGUUGUCGAAACGCUGAAGACCCCGGACCACGGACCGCUGGAGCUUACACGACGAGCCAGGGUAUGCGUUUGGGACGACUUGGUCGAAGUCCCCGUCGCUGUACCUAUGCGCGCUACAUCGUCUGAAGCGCGUCGUAGGGCCGAACCCGAGGCUCACAGCACUAUCGAGGAGGAAAUGGACAUCGGCGCAGCCAACUCAUCAGCACCUGCUGGUACCGUCGACGACCUGCUUGGGUUCUCCAGCCCGCUACCGAAUCCCGGGCGUUUCGAACUUUCGAGUUCCCACGAACAGUCGCCAGAACGACCCGAGCCCCAGAACCCAUUCGACGCUCUGUCAUCAGGCACCCGUCCGCAACUAUCGCGUCCACCAAGGUCAAGCUAUCAGGGUCCGUCGCGCACGCAGAUGAACAUGUACACGCCCCGCAAGGAGCGCCGGUACUCCUUUGCAACAGGUAUCAAUGGCGCUUCGCUCACCGCGAAGCUUCACGGUAACGGAAACGCUUACGACGAGGACGACAUGGAUGGAGAUUUGGGAUACGCCGCGGCUGAAACGAUGGAUGGCAACAGGCGGAAGGUGAUUGUGGAGCGGCUCGAGACCGUCAAGGCUAGGAAUCCGGUGUUCACUUGGUGCUAAGCGCUUGCCUGCCCACCCAACGACAUCCAGAACGAUAAUGAAGGAAAAAAAAAAAAAAAAAAAAAAAAAAAAAAGGUCACCUGUUUUGUUCGUCUGUUCCUACAUACCAACAUACAUUAGGUCCACAUCUAUCUAUCUGUCUGUCUGUCUGUCAGUUGUACAGUAACAAUCCCGCCCUAGGUACUAGAGAAGCAAAUUUCUCUCGUAUUUGCCGUCGCCCGACGGCUCGGCGGAACGGAACGGAAAAGAAAGAGAAGAAAAAAAAAAGGAAGUAAGAAAUAAGGGCGCGCGUCGUCUCAUCGUGACAUGGAAAGAGGGCACGGAUAAGGAACGGGCAUUGAUUGAAUUGCAUGAUCUUAUAUGUAUGGGUAGACGGGGAACAACCAUGGAUUGGUCAUCAAAGUGGUCAUUCAAAGUGUACAACAGCAAGGAGCACAGAGCAAGGAGCACAGAGCACAGAGCACAGCGCAGCUUAGCAUAAAAUAGCAUAGCAUAGCACGGCACAGCACAGCACGGCACGGCAGGCUACGAAAUCUAGAGCUUCUGCGCGCUAUGGAGCCUACAUAUAAAUCGUAAGACA